GCGCGCCCGGCCCGACCCAGCGCGGCGGCGGCGGCGGCGGCGGCGGCGGCGAUGCGGAGCCGGGGCGAGCGGAGCUGCGGGUAGACGGAGCUGUGCCGCGUCCACCCAUCAGGCCCGGCCGCAGACUCCAUAGAUUCUCAUCUUGGCAAUCUGAAAAAUGCAUUAUCUUAAGCCCCUGUUGAAGUGAAAAGUUAUCCAGCAAAUCGAUUCCAUACAGCAGUCAGCAAUGCCUGUGGCUGGGGUCCGGCAAAAACUUCCAAAGCAUUUUAAAUAAAGUGAGCCAAAGAAAAUAGCAUCAUCACUGCAAAAAUGUAGCUUAAUUUGCACGUUAGGAAAAAAAAAAAAUCCCCAUCCCAUUCCAGCAAAAUAUUAAGCAUUUUACUGGAGAAGCUUGGACAUAACAUAAAUCUUUGUAGACAACUUGGCUGCAAGCAGUUAAACUGAAAUAAACUUCUGCCUUCUGGCUGCAGUGCUGGUUUGAGGUUUUUGCGUGACACUCUGCAGACUAAAUCAUGCCAGCUUUAUCAACUGGAUCUGGAAGUGACACAGGUCUGUACGAGCUGCUGGCUGCAUUGCCAGCCCAGCUGCAGCCACAUGUGGACAGCCAGGAAGACCUGACCUUCCUCUGGGAUAUGUUUGGUGAAAAAAGCCUUCAUUCACUGGUGAAGAUUCAUGAAAAACUGCAUUAUUAUGAAAAACAGAACCCGGUGCCCAUACUCCAUGGUGCAGCAGCCUUGGCAGAUGAUCUGGCUGAGGAGCUGCAGAGAAAACCACUGAGCAGUGAGAUUAGAGAGCUGCUGAAACUCCUUGCAAAACCCAAUCUCAAGGCUUUGCUCUCUGUACAUGAUACUGUUGCUCAGAAGAACUACGAUCCUGUCUUGCCCCCCAUGCCUGAUGAUAUUGAUGAAGAAGAGGAUUCAGUUAAAAUAAUUAGGCUCGUCAAAAACCGGGAACCGUUGGGAGCUACUAUUAAAAAGGAUGAACAUACUGGUGCAAUUGUGGUGGCCAGGAUAAUGCGUGGAGGAGCUGCAGAUAGAAGUGGGCUUAUUCAUGUUGGUGAUGAACUGAGGGAAGUCAAUGGGAUUCCUGUAGAUGAUAAAAAGCCUGAAGAAAUAAUACACAUUUUGGCUCAGUCUCAAGGAGCCAUUACAUUUAAAAUUAUACCCAGUGUGAAGGAAGAAAUGCCAAUGAAGGAAGGCAAGAUGUUUAUCAGAGCCUUAUUUGACUAUGAUCCUAAUGAAGAUAAAGCAAUUCCUUGUAAAGAAGCUGGACUUGCUUUCAGAAAAGGAGAUAUCCUUCAGAUCAUGAGCCAGGAUGAUGCAACCUGGUGGCAAGCCAAACAUGAAGGUGAUGCCAAUCCCAGAGCAGGCUUGAUCCCUUCAAAGCAUUUCCAGGAGAGGAGAUUUGCACUAAGAAGACCAGAAGUGCAGGUUCAGCCACUGAAAAUUUCCAACAGAAAAUCAUAUGAGGAAGCGGUUGAGUGUGAGGAAAUUGAAGAAGAUGCUGAAUGUUCUGGUCACAACAGUGGAUCCUAUCUAGCUGGUUUUAGAAGAAGCUUUCGUCUUAGCAGAAAAGAUAAAAAAACAAACAAGUCCAUGUAUGAGUGCAAGAAGAGUGAUCAGUAUGAUACAGCAGAUAUCCCAACCUAUGAAGAAGUUGCAAAAUAUAGACGACAACCUAAUGACAAAUACAGGCUUGUUGUUUUGGUUGGUCCUGUAGGGGUUGGACUGAAUGAACUUAAACGGAAAUUGCUCAUCAGCGAUACCCAGCACUACGGGGUAACAGUGCCACACACUACCCGUCCAAGGAGAAGCCAAGAAAGUGAUGGUGUCGAAUACAUUUUCAUUUCCAAGCACUUGUUUGAGACAGACGUACAGAAUAACAAGUUUAUCGAGUAUGGCGAGUAUAAGAACAACUACUAUGGUACAAGUUUAGACUCUGUUCGAUCAGUUCUAGCUAAAAACAAGGUUUGUUUGUUGGAUGUGCAACCUCAUACAGUGAAACACUUGCGGACGUACGAGUUUAAACCAUUUGUUAUAUUUAUAAAGCCUCCAUCACUUGACCGUUUGAGAGAGACCAGAAAAAAUGCCAAGAUUAUUUCAAGUAAAGAUGAUAAGGGAACUGCAAAACCCUUUACAGAAGAAGAUUUUCAUGAAAUGAUUAAAUCUGCCCAUGUGAUGGAGAGCCAGUAUGGCCACCUUUUUGACAAGGUGAUAGUCAACGAUGACCUCGCUACAGCUUACAGUGAGCUUAAAACAACUUUUGACAGGUUGGAGACCGAGACCUUCUGGGUUCCUGUCAGCUGGCUGCACUCAUAGUAACGUUUUAAGUAGAAAAAACCUCUGUUGUGGUAUCAGCAUCUAAACCUGGGGCAUGGUUAGGCUUUACUCGAUGGCCAUUUUCUUGGGAGGAGGGCUUUUAACUCUACUGAGCAGCAGGUAUACUCUUCAUGCACUUGGAACUGGUCCUGUUUUCCUGUGUCUUCAAUUCUCUUGCCCACAAUUUGGGGCAGAACAGUCAGAUUAUACCAGAGAUUUACUGUGCUCCAUAAAGUGAGCUAAUACUAGUGUAGCAAAACUGCCAAACACCUCUUUAUCAACAUCUGUGUUUCUCCAAGGUGAGUGUUUUUAACAGAGAGUUUGCAGAAGAUAGAAAUCAAUGCUGGAGAUCAGCACUUCAAUGGUUUUAGGCAUAACUGUUCCUAUAAAAGAGCACAUCAGCACUUGGAAGUUAUUGCCCUUUUAAUGUUUGAGAGAACUGAAACAGGCAAAAGUGACCAACAUUUUUAUGAGGAAGACAUCAUAAUUUUAAUUAUGCAUCAGUGUGUUUUCACUUUUCUAGAUGUGAACCUUGUCUUACAUGUACAGACUGAUUUAAGUAUUCCUUUGCAAUUACAUAAUCAUGUGAAGAAAGAUGUACUCAGUGGCUUAAUUGUGAAAUACUCAGCUGUGAGUAUGCAUGGAUUGAAAAUACUUUCACACAUGCUCUGUGGCACAACAAAGAAAAGUCAUGGGAAUAAUUAUUUAAAUAGGAAAAAAUGUGAGUUGGUGUGUGUAUAUAACUUCAAAGUCUUUGGGAUUAAACUUCUGUAAAAUCAGUGGCAAAGUGAUACGAAUAGCAACAAAAUAGAGAAUAAUUUUUUUCCUCCUUUAAAUUGAUUUCAAAUAUUUUUUGGCAUGCUUUAGAACAAUUUUCCCAUCAGAAAUUUUCAAACAGUGAGGAAACCUUGGACAUCUGAGAAGCAGUUGAAAGAGAUAAAUUCUUUUUAUUGUCGAGUAUAUAGUGAUACUUUCUAGUAGUGUAACAUGUAUUUUGUCUCCACUCAAAAAUAAAUUAAUGCUGUAGAGUUCUCUAUAAAAAACAUCCUUGACACUUUGACACUGGUCAGACAGUUGGAAACCCUGUUUCAAGAUCUGAUGUGUCAGUGUAAGCAAAUGUAUAUUAGAGGAUGUAUUUUUAAUAUAGAUAAUUUGGUAUUUUUCUUUAUUUACUACUGAUAUGCAGCAAAUGAGUACAGAUGUAAAGACCAAGUAACACCUGUGUGUUGUGUUGUGAAUAUGUCUUGUAAGUACAGAAUGUGUAUAGGAACUUGCUGACUUCAGAUCUUCCCAUCUGUGGUAUUCAAACAGGAAACCAUUAUUUCAUGUUAAUCUGUAAAGAGAAUAUAGCUCUCUUGUUUAAAGAAAGAAUAAUUUAGUGAAACUUUAUAUAUUUAUGAAAGGGUUGAAAAGGGAUGUUAAGUUUUAAAAUUUCUUGUCAAUGUGAUCAUUUAUUAAAGAGAUUACUAAGUCUGUAAUUUGAAACAGUCUCUGUAAAUGGAGCUCAACAUUCCAUGUAAAUAUUUUAUUUCAGUUCGUAUGCUGAUAAAGCCAUCAGGUUUUGCAGUUUUAUUCUAAAUGUGUAUUUAAUGUGUGGGCCAUUGCAUUUGGCUUAGAGUCUUAUAAAACAAAUGAAAUGUAAGAAACAACAGCAAAAUCCCUAGGAGUCUGGAAAUGUUUAUGCAAGAGUUACAGAUGUACUGAGUCCCAGUAUGGAUACAUACUCUGCUUGAACAGCCCUACUGUAACUUCUGUCAAAUUUCACCAUUUUCCUGGUGGACUUAAACUUUUUUUGUAACAUAAAUAGGAAUUUGUUGAUUAAAUUAACUGCACAGAGAUUAUCUGAGUUGAGAAGACAUUUUCUAUUUUUUUUUUUUAUUACUGAAAAUCAAACUAUUUUUCAGGGGAUAUGGAAUUCAGUGGGUCAGUUUGCCUUUGAGAUGCCAGGUGCCUUCACCAUCUCUUGAAAUGGAGAGGACACUCGGCAUCUCUCAGGAUCUGGCCAUCUCCAGCAGAAGGGGCUUUAGUCCUCACUAAAACACUAUUAGCACUGCUUCUAACCUUGGCUGUCUUGGAACAUUGGGGUACAAUAAUGCUCACAUAAAGGACCUGCUUUUCUCUUUAUGAAGUAGAUGCUAGAAUAAUCUGCAAACUCCCUGGUAGGGACAGUUCUGGCUGUCCUGCAGGCUGUUUUUCCUGUCUUUUUGAAAUUAAUUUAAUUCCCAUUCCUGGGUCAGUGUGGUCUAGGAGGGUCUUGUGCACAGCUUUGCUGUCCUGGGCAGCAGUAAGCAGCGUGGUGCUCAGCUGCAUUCCCAGAGACACUGACCCUCUGAUCCGCGGCACAGUCCUGGCAGGAGUCUCCCAGACCGAUGGCUGCCUGCCCUGUCUCUGAGCCAGGAGCUAAUUCCUGAAUAGUAACACCUGCAAAAGAAAGGGAAUCUCAAAAAUACAGAUCCAACCAACAGAGUAAAAUGUGCACAGUCUUUGAGGAGCUAGAAAUGGUUUUAAUUACAUUACUAAAUUGCUUUUGAAAAAUCAACAUUAUUGCAGUGUUAACUUCAAAAGCUAAAAAUCAAAGCCCUCCACGAGGCAGGCAGAGAUGACAGUAAGUCUAGGCAAAAAAAUUUUAGCCCAACAGUUUCAACAGGACAGGAGCCUGCUUAUCAGGAUGGAUGCUGAGCCUGUGUGCUGAACUAUUCUGGGAUACCAAGGGGAACAGGGGGGUGGAUUGUUCCUUUGACUCCUAAGAAUUUGGGAAUGAAGACAACUAAACAUGUUUCCAAUAUUCCACAUAUUCAAGUUCUGCUGUGUGGGUUUUUAGAGAAAUAUAUGUUUUGACAGUCAAGUCCAGAUGUUUUUAUUGUGUUCUAGCUGUUUGCUGUAGUUAAACAAAGGGUAGUACUUUUUAAUAUUGUACCAAGCUCUAUACUUGAAUUCACCAUCAGGUCCUUGGUUGAUGUCUUACCUGAAAUCUGAUCUUACCUUCUUAUGCAAAACAAUAAAUUAUUGAUAUAUCA
Molecule: messenger RNA, 5335 nt
Organism: Corvus hawaiiensis (hawaiian crow)
Lineage: Eukaryota; Metazoa; Chordata; Aves; Passeriformes; Corvidae
Gene: MPP7
Product: MAGUK p55 scaffold protein 7
Exons: 22
Coding region: 513-2318 (601 amino acids)
Biological process (GO): protein localization to adherens junction
Cellular component (GO): plasma membrane; cell-cell junction
Molecular function (GO): protein binding
Source: RefSeq, a predicted model, not a curated record